AUCUACGCGACAACAACAACAGUCGCGUCUGUCUGUCUCUGAGAUGAGUUUCACCGACUUUAAGUUUCGUUUUCCAUGAAAUAGCUCCGUGGAAUAUUUCCAAAUCGGGACGGCCUGAUAAACCUAAGUUUAUCCUCAUGUUCGCCUGUUGCAUGUCCGUGUAAAGAUGACGAGCUUCAUAUUGAGAAGAUUGGCCGCUCUUAGUGCACGUGGUUAGUUCAGUUUGUCCGUUUCACGAAAGUGUUUGAAAAUGUCACGAGGACACAGGAGAAACGGCAUUCCCGACAGGUGGUUAGAUUAUCAAGCUGUGGGGAAACGCCUCCCAGGAUCUCGUUUUAUUGCUUUUAAAGUGCCACUAAAAUUGGAUUUAACCCGCAGACUUGCAAGUUCUGAUGUUUUUGGCCCUUUGGAUCUGCUUGACACUGUCAAAAGGGACAAUCAGGAACUUGGUUUCAUAAUUGAUCUGACGAACACUACACGCUAUUACACACCAGAGGAUAUCCCAGAGUCCCUGCAGUAUGUCAAGAUCUUCACAGCUGGACAUGAAAUUCCCAGUGAGUCAACAAUUCUGAGUUUUAAGCGUGCAGUUCACUGUUUUCUAUGUGAAAAUGCAGAUAAUGACAAAUUGAUUGGAGUCCACUGCACCCAUGGUGUGAAUCGCACUGGUUAUCUCAUCUGUAGAUAUCUAAUAGAUGUGGAUGGAUUGGAUCCUCGUGAGGCCAUUGAAUUGUUUAAUUCUUCCAGAGGCCAUGCCAUAGAGAGACAGAACUAUUUAGAUGAUCUGCUGUCAGGACUCAAGAGGGGUAAUGAAGGCAUUGAGGAAUGUAAGCAGGAGCUAGUUAAAGGCAGUUCCACACAUUGUUCAGCAGUUUCUGAAGCAAACUUCGACAACAUGGAGGAAAGGCCAGGGUAUAGAAGAAAGAGGAAGUACCACCGGGCUGGGGGCCCAAGUAGCAAAAAGCAUUUGGUCUUGCCAUCGCCUUUAGCAUCUGGCCUACUACCAUUACCUAGCGGUGGUCGAUCAGGCUUACUGCCCCCUCCUGGUGGAACAGGCCUACUGCCAUUACCUACCUUCCCCAUGGCUGCCACACAUUUCGGCGCUUAUCGCUGGAGUCCACCUCAAGCAAAUUACCAGUGGCGAGGACCACUUCCCAGGGCGGAGAGUAGAACCCUCCCACCUAACUCUGUGUGGGGGUCCAGCUCUUCUUACAUCCAAAGAGGCAGAGGAGAUGGCCCUUUUUCAUCAAACCAAGCCCCGUAUGCCUCUGGCCAGUGGACCAAGUACUCGGACACCAAUACUUAUGAGACACCUGGAGAGUGGGAUGGCCCCAAAAUGAGAACUCAAAAGGAACACAACCACAGACUCGACUACUAAAACUAUCCUUUGGAUUAUCUCCAACAUAGGCUGUAUUGGGCUUUAUACUUAAUGUACUUUGUACUUAAUUUUUCUCUACAAAUCCAUAUGAUAUUCACAUCUGGCAUAUGAAGAUCUCAAACAAGUGGCCACUGACAAAAUUGUGACUGAUAAAGGGUUGUAUCAGCUUAUACAGAUCUGAUGGUAUAGCAGAUAUUUUUAUUAUAUAGAUUUUUUUUUAACAGUUAAAGGAGAUUCUGAAGUGCCUUGUGGCAAUUUAAAAAACAAAACAAAUGUAGCGUUUACAUUUCCAAGUUAAUUCACAUGUAGUUCUAUUUUAUUAAAAGAAUGUGUUAUUUUAUUUGAACACUUGCAAGCAGACAUUAUUGAGGUUAUCAAUUUUAACGUAAUCAAAUUAAUUGUCCAACAAACUGACAAACUUCUAGACCUUCUGUUUUUAAAAUGUCAAGGCUCCGCUAGUGAUAAUUUAAAGCUUCUCGUGACUCUUGUACAAUAAAGGUGUCUGUAUAUUCUUGCUGCAGAAAAACCUUAUUGUCAAAGAGUCAAACAGCAGAGCACUAUUUUUUUUUUUUUUUACCAAAAUGCAUUACUACAUAGUAUUAGUCCUUACAAAUAAGAUUAGUAAAUCAUAAGCAAAAUUUGGAAAUCCAAAAUAUGUUUAUGUAUACAAGUUAAAAAGGUUAAAGCCACAACAUGUACGGUAACUUAUUUGCCAAAAAUAGACAUAAAUAAAAAAAUGUGUUUAAAUGUA
This is a messenger RNA of Periophthalmus magnuspinnatus, 2126 nucleotides long. It is a transcript of the gene dusp11, whose product is annotated as dual specificity phosphatase 11 (RNA/RNP complex 1-interacting). The transcript is spliced from 8 exons. Gene Ontology annotation, molecular function: polynucleotide 5'-phosphatase activity; protein tyrosine/serine/threonine phosphatase activity. Gene Ontology annotation, biological process: protein dephosphorylation. Lineage: Eukaryota; Metazoa; Chordata; Actinopteri; Gobiiformes; Gobiidae. Bases 251 to 1375 code for a protein of 374 amino acids. The record is from RefSeq and is a predicted model, not a curated record.